Messenger RNA from Monascus purpureus, 3552 nucleotides. The record is from the annotation of a GenBank genome assembly. NCBI's taxonomy places the organism in Eukaryota, Fungi, Ascomycota, Eurotiomycetes, Eurotiales, Aspergillaceae.
GUCUGACCCUGUCGCUCUUUUCUCGUCCAGAACAUGAUUCGAUAUCUACUGUUGUCGCUGACACUGCCGAUUUCCCUACGCUCCCCGGAGCUCUGCGCUAUCUGCCACCAUGGGCGACGAUAAGUUCGAAUAUGAACCAUACGAUCCCCUCCCCAUCCCGACCUACGAAGAAGCUGUCUCCCAUCCAAAUUCCUCCAGAUCUCAUAUCGAUUUGGCAGAUGUAAGCAGCAGUGAUGCGGAGAGACAGGGCCUACUCCGCGAGGGGGAUCCCAGUGGCACCGCACGCCCUACCCCCCGUCACCACCAUGGAUAUCAACCUCCCACCGUCGAGUCCGCCCGUACAAGUCUGGAUUCUCUCGCAUCAUCGCCUGCAAAUUCGGAAAGAGGGUCACUGGAGAAUCUACGGCAGGAGAUCGACCGGAUGGACGUAGAGGAUGGUCCGCAACCAUCGGAACAUUCGCGCCUCGGGGGCCGAUUCUCGAAACAAUUCAAUAGCCUCACCCGGACUCUCUCCUCCAUCCGCUUUCCCCUUCGGAAAUAUCUGCCCAAUUUCAGAUUCAGAUUCACCAUCGACCUAGAUGGCACCCGAACACAUAUCCGGAAUAAUGGAUGCAUGAUCAUGCUGCGUCUUACGGCCGUCAUCCUCGUUCUCACCAUCGUCUAUAUAUUCUUCGUAUCCGACAUCUUUUCUAUCAGCAACCGUGCUUCCGGCGGUCAAUCCUACAGCGCAGCAUCUGUUGAGAAUUUCAUACAGGGCCAUAUUAAUGAAUCCAAGAUUGCCGAGAAUUUGGAGAGGUUGACCAAAUUUCCACAUGUAGCCGGAACUGAAGGGAGUUACGUACUGGCCGAGUGGAUGCAGGAGGAAUUCAAGAGUGCCGGCCUGGACCACGUUCAGAUGGAAAAGUUUGAGGUAUAUCUGAAUUAUCCCAGACCGGAUGGGAGACGGGUUGCCAUUGUCGAUCCACCAGCUUUGGCUUGGGAAGCUACCCUUGAGGAGGAUGAUGAGCAAGUUCCAGUCUUCCACGGGCAUUCUAAAGCUGGCAAUGUUACUGGGCCUCUGGUCUACGCAAACUAUGGGUCGCGAGAUGAUUUCAAACUUCUAGCGGAUAGAGGCAUCUCACUGAAUGGGUCUAUAGUGCUGGUUCGUUAUUACGGAACUGAGACCGAUAGGGCGCUCAAAAUCAAAGCUGCGGAGCUAGCUGGUGCGGCGGGCUGUAUUAUUUACUCCGAUCCCGCAGAAGAUGGUUUCCUUCAGGGUCCCGCCUAUCCGAAAGGUCGUUACAUGCCUGCGGAUGGGGUGCAAAGAGGUGGAGUGAGCUUGAUGUCUUGGGUUGUGGGAGAUGUUCUGUCACCUGGAUUCGCCUCAACUCCGGAAGAGAAAAGGAGACUAAAGCCGGAAGAUAGCGCUGGCUUGAACAGCAUUCCGAGUCUUCCCAUCGCCUGGCGCGAUGCCCAAAAACUCUUACAGGCUCUCAAGGGCCAUGGUUCGACUGUGCCCCCGGAAUGGGUUGGUGGUGUCCCAGACGUGGAUGGAUGGUGGACCGGAGAUACAACUUCACCCCGUGUGAACCUUGCCAAUAUACAAGAUGAGGUGGAAAGACAACCCAUAUACAACGUUCUGGGCCAGAUUACCGGACUGGAACAGCCCGAGAAGAAGAUCAUUGUCGGUAACCAUCGGGAUUCAUGGUGUUUAGGAGGCGCCGAUCCGGGCAGCGGUACUGCAGUCUUUCUCGAAGUCAUUCGAGUUUUCGGUGAACUGCUUACCUACGGCUGGCGCCCGCUUCGCACCAUAGAGUUCGCUAGCUGGGACGGAGAGGAAUACAACCUCAUUGGCUCCACGGAACAUGUCGAAAAUGACCUUGAUGCGCUCCGAUCGGAUGCGUACGCUUAUCUCAACGUUGAUGUCGGCGUAAGCGGUACGGAAUUUGAAGUGGCGGCUUCUCCGCUUUUCGAGCGCAUUGUCGUGCAAAUACUGGGCCGUGUUUCCGAUCCGGUAGCAAAUCAGACUCUCAAGGAUAUUUGGCAAAGUAAGGGAAAGAAACUGGCCGGCCUUGGCGCUGGCAGUGACUAUGUUGCCUUCCAGGACAUUGCGGGAACCUCCAGCAUCGACUUUGGAUUUGGCGGUUCACCUUACCCAUACCACAGCUGCCACGAGAAUUUCGACUGGAUGGUCAAAUUUGGGGACCCCGGCUUUCAAUUUCACAGGAUGCUGGGCGAGUUCUGGGGUUUACUUCUUGUCGGACUGGCAGACACUCCAAUUUUACCUUUUGACUUGGAAUCUUAUGCCAACUACCUAUCAAACUAUGUUGCCGAUUUGGAAACUUACGCGAAGACAAAGAAUGUCCCCGUCGUCCAUGAGCCGUCUUCCGCGGACAGUGUGAAUAUUCAGCCGCUGUUCGAUGCAGCAGCGCAAUUCAAGGACGCCGCAGAGCAGUUCUCUUCCUUUGACAAGCUAUGGCACGACGCUGUAUGGAACGCCGGUGGAUUCGAGAAUAAUAUUAUGGGCGUCCAGCGGAUAACCCAUAACAAUCGCAUAGCCGAGUUUGAGACAAAUCUUUUAGACCUCAGAGAAGGCGGAGGCGUUCCCAAUCGUACCCAGUUCAAACAUGUCAUUUUCGGCCCCCAAACCUGGUCGGGCUAUGACGAAGCUUUUUUCCCUGCCAUUCGGGACUCCAUUGAUUCUGGCAACUGGACUCAAACGCAAGAAUGGGUUGACCGGGUUGCCGACAUUCUCAAUGACGCCGUUAGCAAGUUAUAAUAUACCUGAUAAGCUUGGCUCUCUCAUCCGAGGCGAUCGUCCUGCCUUUGUUCAUCAUCUCCAUCAUCUCUUCCCUUAUCAUCUCCUUACCAGUGCCAGUGGUAUAUAGGCCAAGCAUCCAUUUUAGUGUUUUCGAUUUUGUCUGUUGGUUAUUCUUCUUGGGAGCCAUAGCCUGUCAUAUACGUCUAAUUGACGUUCUUUUUCUUUUUUUUUUUUUUUUUUUUUUGUCGUGGAUCAUUUCAUCUGCAUCAAUAAAUGUCACCGUUCAUUUGUCUGAGUUACCAGGUACAUCACCGGAUAUAGUACUGAUACUACGCUAUGUAUCUCGUCGUUUGUUCCUUUUUCUUUUUUUUCUUUAUUUCUCUUCAAUGGACGCUGGCUGUACAUGCCAUUCCAGAUCCGUCAGGAACUUCCUUUUGUUGUUUCGCUUUUUAUCCUCCAUAGAGUACAUGCGCAUCCUUUAUCUAUGACUAUAAUCAACCUCCUGCAACCAGUAUCAUAUAUUGGUCUGAGGUAAUUGUAGUAACAAGCCAGAAGAUAUGUCAUGGGUGAGGGACCUCUCUUGUUUAUCACACGUUCCCUUAAUUAAGGGAGCCUCUCAGUAUCUUUCAAUGACUUCCUUUCCUUUCUUCUGUGGCCCAAUUCUCUGCCAUCUAGUUUCAGAUCAGACCAGAUAGCAAAGAUGAUCAGAUCAAUUUAUAAACGCUGCUCUCGAAUUAUCCCUGAUCAAUUAGAAAGAAAAGAAAAGAAGCUGCUCACAACCGCAUCUACCGCACCUCACAUCAUUUCUGUGA